UAAUAUUGCAAGUAUAUGUGAAAUUGAAUACCAGUGUGACCAUAUUAUGGCUGACCACAGUCAUCGAUUACUUAAGCAGCCAAUCGAAUAGUAUCAUUCUCCACGCUGACAAAAUUCAGAGAAAUUAAAAAAAAAGUCGGUCGUCGCUUUGAUUUUUGGGCCAGAAUUGCUGCAGGAAAACUUAAUUACUAACGUGUUUGCACAGCGCAGGGCAAAGUAUAUUCGGUUAAAGUACUGCCAAUCAAUAAAUACAACAAAGCAUACAGUGCUGACAAUAACAACAACAAGACUAAAUUUUGUGCAGAUUUGGCAACAAGUAGAAAUAUCCCCCUUAUAUUGCCAUGCAGAACUCAAGAUCAAGAGGCUCUUCGGGCAGACCUCAACGUCGGCCAGCUGCAGCAGCAGCAGCAGGUGCUACAUUUAGCACGAAAUCAAGUGAAUCCAUGACGGAGGUCAACAAUCAAGUGGGCAUCGAUGAUAACGCAUGUGUGGUGUGUUUUAAAAACGUUGAAAUCUAUUCAAUUGGGGACUGCGAUCAUCCAGUGUGCUACGAGUGCUCCACAAGAAUGAGAGUCCUUUGCCAGCAGAACGAGUGUCCCAUUUGUCGUCAUGUGCUCUCCAAGGUUCUAUUUACAUUGGAAAAGUUGCCUUAUCGUGAACUUGAAGCCAACAAUCGCUCCGAUUACUACAGCAAAAAGUAUCGCAUUGGCUUCUGGAGCGCUGAGAUUCAGCAGAAAUUCUAUCAGUUACUCGAUCACCCGUGUCCAACCUGCGAUGUGCCGCCUUACCGCACCUUCCAGGCCUUGAGGAAUCAUGUCUUGCGUGAUCACAACAUGUACUUUUGUGAUCUGUGUGUGGAAACACUGAAGAUCUUUACAUUCGAGCGUCGUUGUUAUACACAGGCUGAAUUGGUUGUUCACAAUACCAAGGGAGACCCGGACAACACAUCCCAUCGUGGUCAUCCUCUAUGCGAGUACUGCAAUCAGCGCUACGUGGAUCGGGAUGAACUCUUUCGACAUUUGCGACGCGAUCACUACUUUUGUCACUUUUGCGAUGCCGAUGGCUGCAAUGAUUUUUACAACGUCUAUGCAGACUUGGCCGAUCAUUUUCGCAAGGAGCACUAUCUAUGCGAGGAGGGCAAAUGUGCCACCGAGGAGUUCACUGGCGCCUUUCGCAAUGAGAUUGAGUACAAAGCACACGUGGCAAGUGUGCACGGUAAAUCGCUGAACAAGCAGCAGGCAAAGCAGACGCGGACAUUGCAACUGGAGAUAACAUUAGGACCACGUGGAAGACGUGAGCAAGGGAUAACAAACAUGAGAUCAAGAAAUGAGGAGCACCAGGAGUAUUUGGAUGAGUUGCCCUCAACGAGCACACAACGGAGUCAGCCCGUGACGAUUGAUGCCGGCAAUGAGGAGGAGUUUCCCAUGCUGGCUGGCCUGACACCUGGUCCGAAUGUGUCUUUGGUCAGAGCUGCGCCACCGUCAAUGCGCAAUCUAAGCGGCACCUCGGGACUUGCACGCACCAAAGAAAACUUUCCAGCCUUGGGUGGAGCUGCUGGUGGCAGUAUUUCAGCUGCUGGCAAUACCUAUGCUAAUGCCCGAGCUGCUCAAUCCGCUCAGCCUGCAGGAGCGAGCUUUAAGAAGCCAGCCAGUGCUGCUUCUGGCGGUGGCACUGUGGCACGUGGCAAUGCACCAGUUAAUGGUAUGAUGCUGCAUGUGUCAAAUCGACCUGCAGCCAAUGCGAACAAGAAGGCAGCACCGGAAAUGGAUUUCCCCGCACUACCAGCGGGCAAGGGCAAGAGGAUGCCACGCAAUUUAGAAGAAGACAUGUUGCCCAGCAACUCGGGUGUAUCCAUUUCCAAUGUUGCGGCCAAGCAUCGCACACUUGUGGAUGACUACGUUUCAGUUGCGCAUCCGAGCACCUAUCAAAAGAUACAAAUGGUACAAAAGGAAGAGUUGGAGGCCAAAGCACGCAUAGAGGCUCUAAAGAAGAGUGCGCCCAAGCUGACGGCAGUUGAAUUUCCUUCCUUGGGACCAAGCAGCGCCAAGGGACCGCCUUUAUCGAAGCCAAAUGGCGGAUCAGCUGCCUCUUUAAAUUGGACCAAGCCCGUAUCGGAGAAGAAGCAACGAGAACUGGAUAAUCGCAAGUCCAAAGUUGCCCCAGCGCCGUUGUUGCCCGCGCCGAAAGGCAGUGCAAGCAACCUGAACAACAAUAAAAACAAUAUUAAUAAUCAAGAGCAACAACAGCAGACCAACAAGAAGGAUAAGAAAUCAAAGGAGAAGAAGGAGAACAACAACCAAGAGAAUCAGCCAAAAGCCAACAAGCAAAAGGAGAAAAAUAAUAACAACAACAACAACGACAACGAUAAACAACUGCCAGCAAAUGCUAACAACACCAAUGGGAAUCAAUCAACGACAACGCGUACUCCACCAGGUCUAAUUAAACCACCACCUGGUUUCAUGUCCAAUGUCACAUUGAAUUCGGUGGCAAAGCUUCCGAACAAUCUUACUUUUACUAGCUCUUCGGGAGAGAAUUACAGCAUUGUGCCGAGCUCCUUCAGCUACACUGAUCCGCCAGAUACCGCCAACAGGAAUCAGAAUUUGGUGGAUCAACUGCGAGAGGUGCUUAAAUCACCGGAGGCCUUUGACGAAUUUCGCUUGCUGUCAUCCAAGUUUCGAGACGGCUCCUGUACAGGUCGAGCCUACUAUGAGUAUUGUCAAUCCGCGAUGAUGGCCAAGUUCCACAGCUUGUUCCCCGAACUUUUAGUGAUGCUGCCCGACAUUGGCAAACAACAGGAACUCUAUCUUGUGCAUAAACAAUAUGUGAAUACGUUAACGUCGCAUCAAGAGAAAUCGUUGCCUAGCCUGGAAGUGUGCCUCAAAUGCAAGCAAGUCCUCAUGGCUCCCGAUUUUAGCAGUCAUCAGAAAACGCAUGAGCUCUCAAAGAAUUUCCCCCCACAAGAUAGUAAUGUGAUUGGAGCUGGUGCCAAGAAUGCGCAACGUAAAUAAAUCCAGAUUCUACACAACAACGAUUAAUAGCAAAAGAUAGCUUUUCCUAUGUAAAUUUUGUAUGUAUGUAAUUAGUUGUUAUCCCACGGCCACAAACAAAAACAAAGAAGAACAAACAAUGCCAAUGUACACAAUUAACAAAUUCUCUAUUGUGAACGUAGGCUUAACUAUAUAAAUAUUAUAUAUAAUUAGGUCUCGUGAAAUACUGCUGUUGCAUGUAACGUUUAAAACGUUCCAUGAUUUUGUAAAUCAGACAACUUUACAGCCUGCACGUGUGGAAUGUGUUUUUUUUUAAUUUGUAAUAAGUGAGCUUGUAUGCUAAAAACAAUUACAAUACUGAAUAAAGUGCAAAACAAUCAGAUUGCAAUUUUAUC
Molecule: messenger RNA, 3382 nt
Organism: Drosophila innubila
Lineage: Eukaryota; Metazoa; Arthropoda; Insecta; Diptera; Drosophilidae
Product: E3 ubiquitin-protein ligase ZNF598
Exons: 7
Coding region: 342-3008 (888 amino acids)
Biological process (GO): rescue of stalled cytosolic ribosome; protein ubiquitination
Molecular function (GO): ribosome binding; ubiquitin protein ligase activity
Source: RefSeq, a predicted model, not a curated record